CGGUCAUAACUCACGCCUCCUCAUAUUCAGCUGAACAAUCAUGGGUUUAUUCGACGCCUUCUCUUCGGACUCCUCCAACGAAUAUAACGGUCUUGAAAGUCAUCAUGAGGCCAGUGUUUCCCACGAACUCAUCGCCGGCGCAGCCGCGUACGAGGCCGCCAAAGCAUAUGAGAACCACGUGGCUGAGAAUGGACGGCCCGACAACCACGCGAAGGCUAAAGAAAUCUUGGCCGGUUUCGCUGGCGCUUUCAUUGACCGUGAGGUCGAAACCAAGGGCUUGGACUUCGUCGAUAGGCAGAGGGCCAAACACCAUGCCAGGGAACAGAUUAACGAGAAAUUCACCGAGGACGUUUACCAGAAUUAUUAAGUGUAAAUCUAUGUCUAUUUGAUAUGUCAACCUUUGCACUCGUGGAGCUUGAUAGUCUCGAUUCCCGAUUGGCCUCAUCAUUAGGAAGAUUGUAAUAUUAUAUCUGUAUGCCAUUGAACGAGUGAACCGAGUAUCAUCGCACAAAGUGGGGC
Pisolithus orientalis is the source of this 519-nucleotide messenger RNA. Its product is annotated as putative phosphoglycerate mutase family protein. The transcript has 5 exons. The record is from RefSeq and is a predicted model, not a curated record. NCBI's taxonomy places the organism in Eukaryota, Fungi, Basidiomycota, Agaricomycetes, Boletales, Pisolithaceae. The coding region runs from base 41 to 367 and encodes 108 amino acids.